Molecule: messenger RNA, 1157 nt
Organism: Drosophila mojavensis
Lineage: Eukaryota; Metazoa; Arthropoda; Insecta; Diptera; Drosophilidae
Product: protein-L-histidine N-pros-methyltransferase
Exons: 3
Coding region: 162-1097 (311 amino acids)
Molecular function (GO): protein-L-histidine N-pros-methyltransferase activity
Source: RefSeq, a predicted model, not a curated record
UGUGUGUAUGUUUGUAUGUACACAUAUGUUCUAGAUAACAGUUAUAUUAAAAAUUGGUUUCUCAGUUAAACAUGUCGUGUUCCUAAGAGAGCAUGUAAUAAAUAAUAUAAUCUUUCCGCAUAAAGUAAGAUGUAUGUAUGCCAAAGUUUAAAUAGUUUACGAUGGCCCUUUAUCGACCCAGAGGCACUUUGGCACGCGUUAUUUACGCCAAAUUUCAUAAUGACAAUUUUUUAGAGAACAUAGACACACAACAGUGGUAUUCAUUGAACUGUGAAUUACCUCAAAGAUUCCAGUCGAAAUUUGUGGAUCUUAAACAGCCUGACCCGACAACAGUACGAUGGCUGGAACGCACAAAGAUGUUGUCCUCAAAUAUUUGGUUGCAUUUAUGGCAUGCAUUGGCCAGGUCCGUUCUGCAGUUUUUUAUGACACAGACCGAUAUCAAUGGACUUUUAAAACGUGGCUCCAUGUUCAUUUUGUCAGAGGAGCAAUUCUGUAGACUACUGGAAGCAGGUGGAUUUCAAACAAGAACUCUAGCCGAACCGAUAACUCUCUUAGAUAUUGGUGCCGGUGACGGGGAAGUCUCGUUGCGUGUGGCAAAUAGUGUUAAUGAACUUAGCGGCAAUGCUGUUUUACAAGUAUUUGCCACUGAAGCCAGUUGGACAAUGCGAGAGAGGCUAAAGAAGCUGAAUUUUAAUGUAGUUACUGAAAUACGUGAGCUACAGAAUGUAAAUUUAAUUUCAUGUCUUAAUGUACUAGACCGCUGCUUCGAUUCCUUUAAGCUACUCGAAGAUAUACAUACUGCAUUAGCUCCGACAGGACGCGCUGUAAUUGCAUUAGUUCUUCCAUAUAUGCAUUAUGUUGAAACGAAUACAUCGCAUUUACCAUUAAGGCCACUUCUGGAUAAUUCCAAUAAGCGAAAUGGUCGUGAAGCAUCGUUUGAGGAAGAAGCAACAAUGUUUUUGGAACUAUUAGAGAAUUGCGGCUUUCGCGUUGAGUCUUGGACGAAAGCUCCAUAUUUAUGUGAGGGUGAUCUUCGACAAUCAUUUUAUUGGUUGAUUGAUCUUAUUGUUGUACUUUCCAAAAAGCCUACAAAUUGAAGUAUUUUAUUUUUAUACUAUAUAAUAAACUUUCCAAAAUAUUUCCAAUUACUAUAAUAA